AAACCAAGCGGACGCACAAAAAGGAAUUAAAUACAUAGCUCCAGAGCCGGAAAAGCACUCGCAAUUCGAAGAGAUAUCAGGGAUUACGUACUUAAACCGCACAACCAUCGUAAAUAAAUAAAUAACGCAAAAAAUGUCUGCUCGUCGCGUCACAUUGAACACACGCGUCUCGCGGGCCUCCACCUCGACGCCGGUGGGUGGCGCCUCCACCUCAUCGCGGGUGGGCGCCACCUCGCCCACAUCCCCCACCCGGACCACUCGGCUGCAGGAGAAGGAGGAGCUGCAGCAUCUGAACGAUCGUCUUGCCUGCUACAUUGACCGCAUGCGCAACCUGGAGAAUGAGAACAGCCGACUCACCCAGGAGCUGCAUCUCGCCCAGGAUACGGUCAACAGGGAGACCUCCAAUCUGAAGGCUGUCUACGAGAAGGAGCUGGCCGCCGCCCGCAAGCUGCUCGAUGAGACGGCCAAGGAGAAGGCCAAGCUGGAGAUCGAUAUUAAGCGGUUGUGGGAGGAGAAUGACGACCUGAAGCCGAGACUCGAUAAGAAGACCAAGGAGGCUGCCGUGGCUGAGAAUAAUGCCCGCCUUUAUGAAUCUCGUUAUUCGGAGGUCAAUGGCAAAUACAAUCAGGCUCUGGCCGAUCGCAAGAAGUUCGAGGAUCAGGCCAAGGAACUGGCCUUGGAGAACGAACGUCUGCGUCGCCAGCUGGAUGAUCUUCGCAAGCAAUUGGAGGCCGAGACAUUGGCCCGCGUCGAUCUGGAGAACCAGAACCAGAGUCUGCGCGAGGAGCUGGCCUUCAAGGAUCAGGUUCACACCCAGGAGCUCACCGAGACUCGCUCUCGUCGCCAGAUCGAGAUCAGUGAGAUCGAUGGCCGGCUGUCGCGUCAGUAUGAGGCCAAACUGCAGCAAUCGCUCCAGGAACUGCGUGAUCAGUACGAGGCACAGAUGCGCGCCAAUCGUGAGGAAGUCGAACUGCUCUACGACCAGGAGAUUCAGAACCUCAAGGCUGCCGCCAACAGGGCUGCCCAGGGAUCUGCUCAUGCCACCGAGGAAGUUCGUCUUAUGCGCACCAAGAUCGAUAGCCUUAAUGGCAAGCUGCAAGAACUGGAGAACACCAAUGCUGGCUUGAAUGCCCGCAUCAGGGAGCUGGAGAACCUUUUGGACACUGAGCGCCAGCGCCACAACCAGUACAUUGCCUCCCUGGAGGCCGAGCUACAACGCAUGCGCGACGACAUGGCCCAGCAGCUGCAGGAGUACCGCGAUUUGAUGGACAUCAAGGUGUCCCUGGAUCUCGAGAUUGCUGCCUACGACAAGCUUCUGUGCGGUGAGGAGCGUCGCCUGAACAUUGAGUCUCCCGGACGUCCUGGUAACGAUUCGGGUAUCUCCUCCAAUGGCACACACUUGCAUGCUAGCACCAGCUCCCGAUCUGGACGGGUUACACCCAGUGGACGUCGUUCGGCUACGCCUGGUAUUUCCGGAUCGAGUGCCGUAAAGCGUCGUCGCACCGUGAUCGAUGAGAGCGAGGAUCGCAGUGUGUCGGAGUACUCAGUGAAUGCGGCAGCCAAGGGAGAUCUGGAGAUCAUCGAGGCAGAUGUUGAGGGACGCUUCAUUAAGCUGCACAACAAGGGCACCGAGGAGAUCAAUCUCACUGGCUGGCAGUUGACUCGCAUUGCUGGCGAUGAGGAGCUGGCCUUCAAGUUCUCGCGCGGAUCAAAGGUUCUGGGAGGUGCCAGCGUGACCAUUUGGUCUGUGGAUGCCGGCACUGCCCACGAUCCGCCAAAUAACCUGGUGAUGAAGAAGAAGUGGCCGGUGGCCAACUCGAUGCGAUCGGUGCUGGCCAAUGCCGACAAAGAGGUGAGAGUCUUGUCCAUAUACAACACGUGCGGCACUUGCGACAUCUGCCGCCACUGCAGACACCUCGAGUUCGUGCUCGACCAGAUGUUGCCAGCUACGACCGUGUCCGUGCUAACGUUUCCAGCCACGUCUCAAGGCAUCGCAGCAGCGGCACGCCUAGCACCGGUUUUACCCUCGGUUCCGGAGCUGGCUCCACUGGCGUGAGGAGUCUCUUCUCCCUGCUCUUCUAGAUCCAGCGGGGACUCGUAACUCGAAUCGGAUUGGAUUGGAUGGGAUUGAAUUGGGAGACGCCUCUUUAAGUCACCAAGUCACCACCACCGCCAACAACCUCACCUCACUCACCGCAGAGACUCACAAGACUCACAGGCUCCGAGCAGCACAUUCACGCCCCGCAAAUGAUAGCUGAUAUCUGAUGGAUCACAUAUCAAAACAAUUGUGAAUUAUGAAUUAUGUACAACACCCAAAACUUGGUUCAACUCUUAAUGUUACAUGUUUAAGUGCCCUUAGUGAUUUCAUGUCUCUUUUGCUCUACGCGUUUCCUAUGCUUAAGUAAGAUUUUUUCACUUAACUUUACACUCUCUGUAAUUUAUGAUUGUUCUUGUGAAGAGAAUAUGCAUUUUGCUACAAUAAAAAACAAAGAAAAUUUGUUGAAAUGAAAACUA
Molecule: messenger RNA, 2514 nt
Organism: Drosophila serrata
Lineage: Eukaryota; Metazoa; Arthropoda; Insecta; Diptera; Drosophilidae
Gene: LamC
Product: Lamin C
Biological process (GO): heterochromatin formation; nuclear pore localization; protein localization to nuclear envelope
Cellular component (GO): nuclear lamina; nuclear envelope
Molecular function (GO): structural constituent of cytoskeleton
Source: RefSeq, a predicted model, not a curated record